GGCCAGGGAGUUGUCAAGCCCAGAGAGAGAGAGAGAGAGAUAUCUAGUUACUAUUCGGAAUUUGUAGGAAAGAUUAGAUAGUCAAUCGCCGGUGAAUUAGCAGCUAUUAACGGUGGGGGGCAUGGCUAGCUACGGAGUUAUGAAGUUGAGCUUGACAGUGGCGGUAUUGAGCAUGAUAAUCAGUAGUGGUCCUUAUGUACAUGUGGAUGCAGCUAUAUCAUGUGGUCAGUUAGCCAGCCUUCUAUCCCCCUGCGUCAACUACUUCGUCAAGGGUGGACCUUUGCCCCCGGCAUGUUGCAGCGGUGUAAGAACUUUAAACUCCGCUGCUAAGACAACGGCGGACCGUCAGGCCACAUGUCAAUGCUUGAAAUCUGCGGCAGCUAGUAUCCCUGGUCUCAAUCUCGGUCUUGCUAACUCCAUCCCCGGCAAAUGUGGAGUAAACUUCCCUUACAAGAUCAGUCCCUCUACUGAUUGCUCCAGGGUGAGAUGAACUUAAUUAGAUGGACGCAAAAUCAGGAGUAGUCCGGACUGAAUAAAUAAAUGACAAGCAGAAAGACCGAGAUUGUCAUAAAUAAAUGACAAGCAGGAGCUAGUUUUUUUUUUUUUUUUUAAUGUGUUGCCUUGUUUCUUUUUGUAUGGAAUAAUCUUUGUUUUGUGUGAACAAUUCUGUUAAGCUUUUCUUAAGCGGGGGCCAUGGUAUUAUUUUUAUAUGAAAUAAUUGGAUGGGUAUCCUUAUUCCAUUCUUAA
Messenger RNA from Nelumbo nucifera (sacred lotus), 747 nucleotides. Lineage: Eukaryota; Viridiplantae; Streptophyta; Magnoliopsida; Proteales; Nelumbonaceae. The record is from RefSeq and is a predicted model, not a curated record.